GCCGUGAAUGAAAAAAAAAAAAGUUGGUGCAUAUCAAUCAAUCAGUAAUUUGAUUGAAUAAUUUGUGAGUUCGUACGUGUGCCUGUGUGUGUGUGUGUGUUUGUGCGUUAGAGUGAGUUCGGUCGAGUGGAAAUGUUGGACACGAUGUUCGGAUUCGGCAAAAAGCUGUCCAAGGCCAAGAGCAUGCCAAACAAGCUGAACUCGGUCGGACUCGUGGGCGGCGCAAUCGGAAAUGCGUUCGAGUCUGGGUUCGGGUUCCGGAAGCGCGAGGAAUGGCGCUUUAAAUCCCAUCACCCUGCACGCAAAAAACCCGUCAUUUCCCCGCCAUUGCCGCCGAAAACCCCGCCGCCACUUCCGCCAAAGAAGCGUGAAUUUCACUCAGAACAGCAAUUGGAAUACCAAGCAGAUUUCUUCACGCUUAUCGAUCUACCGAGUGAGUUCGGUCGAGUGGAAAUGUUGGACACGAUGUUCGGAUUCGGCAAAAAGCUGUCCAAGGCCAAGAGCAUGCCAAACAAGCUGAACUCGGUCGGACUCGUGGGCGGCGCAAUCGGAAAUGCGUUCGAGUCUGGGUUCGGGUUCCGGAAGCGCGAGGAAUGGCGCUUUAAAUCCCAUCACCCUGCACGCAAAAAACCCGUCAUUUCCCCGCCAUUGCCGCCGAAAACCCCGCCGCCACUUCCGCCAAAGCGUCGAAACCGGAGAUUUAUUCGCCUUGAAAGUGAAGCGGACGUGACCGGGGUUGUGUGUUAUUUGGAAUGGGUCAAACCAGGUCACGGGUUGACUGGAAAUGAGUUUGGUCCGGGGCGUGAGUUUUUCCUGCUUUCCUUCGUGGGUUUCUUUCCUUCGGCCUUGCAAGGAUUUCGAUCGUGCGGAUUGCGACACGAACCAAUGCGAAGUUUCCGUCCGACAUCCGCUACGCUGCGUUUUUCGGUAACAGGGCUGGUUUUCUUGGACAGCAACGACGAUUAG
Molecule: messenger RNA, 966 nt
Organism: Notodromas monacha
Lineage: Eukaryota; Metazoa; Arthropoda; Ostracoda; Podocopida; Cyprididae
Source: the annotation of a GenBank genome assembly